This is a messenger RNA of Hyalella azteca, 2838 nucleotides long. Its product is annotated as leucine-rich repeat-containing protein 57. Bases 266 to 994 code for a protein of 242 amino acids. Gene Ontology annotation, molecular function: protein binding. NCBI's taxonomy places the organism in Eukaryota, Metazoa, Arthropoda, Malacostraca, Amphipoda, Hyalellidae. The record is from RefSeq and is a predicted model, not a curated record. The transcript has 6 exons.
CAACAUUUUAGCAAUCAGCUGAUUAGAAACUCAAACUUUGAACCUGAUGUUGACUUGGUAACUCUCCGUAAGUCCUUAACUGUCACUUCCUGACUUAGUAGCACGGUGAAUUGGUGAGCGCAAAUGUCUUCGUUGUUAAAUGCACCAUAUCAUGAAAAAAUAACCAAAUAAUACCUACUUACAUUUGAGGACUUCACCUUGGUUGUCUCGAUUCUGCUUCUGAUAUAGAAUUUAUAAAUCACACUACACCUCCAAUUCAUAAAAAAUGGGACAGUCUGCUUCUUCAAAUGGAAAAGUCAAGCAACAUCUUGAAACAGCUUCCAAGACUGGAGCUUUGGUGCUAACAGACCGCAAACUUACAGAAGUUCCUGACCUUGGUGCUGUUGCUGGGUCUCUCCGCACACUAGAUCUCUCCAAUAACAAGUUAACAGCUCUUCCUCCCACCAUCACCAACAUCUCAACACUCAAAAAUUUCCAGUUGAAUAAUAACAAAAUUAGCAGCCUUCCUGCAGACAUCGGUCGCCUGGGCAAGCUUGAGACUUUGUCUGUUCAGCAUAACUGCCUUACAGCGCUACCACCCAGCAUAGCUCAGCUCAACCAUCUCAAAACUCUUGUGCUAAGUGGGAAUGGGCUGGAGCAGCUACCAGUGGAAGUGUGUGGACUGCCUCACCUGGACCUCUUAGACCUCUCCUGCAACCGCAUCACCGCCGUCCCUGACGCUGUGGCUACCCUUAAUGCGCUAGAGCUCAACCUCAACCAGAACCAGAUUUCCAGCAUCUCAGACAAGAUGGGGGAGUGCCCUCGGUUGAAGACGCUGCGUUUGGAAGAGAACUGCCUGCAGUUGAGCGCCCUGCCUCUAGGGCUGCUCACCGACUCGCAAGUGUCGUUGCUGUGCCUCACUGGUAAUUUGUUCAGCUCGAAGCAGCUCGAGGAGACCGAGGGAUAUGACAAAUAUAUGGAGCGUUAUACCGCCACCAAGAAGAAGAUGUUCUAGAGGAUCAUGAUGUGUAUAUGGAGCGUUAUACCGCCACCAAGAAGAAGAUGUUCUAGAGGAUCAUGAUGUGUAUAUGGAGCGUUAUACUGCCACCAAGAAGAUGUUCUAGAGGAUCAUGAGGUGUAUAUGGAGCGUUAUACUGCCACCAAGAAGAAGAUGUUCUAGAGGAUCAUGAUGUGUAUAUGGAGCGUUAUACUGCCACCAAGAAGAUGUUCUAGAGGAUCAUGAUGUGUAUAUGGAGCGUUAUACUGCCACCAAGAAGAAGAUGCUCUAGAGCAUCAUGAUGUGUAUAUGGAGCGUUAUACUGCCACCAAGGAAAAGAUGUUCUAGAGGAUUAGGAUGUGUAUGGAGCGUUGUACCGCCACCAAAAAGAAGUGUUAUAGAGCUGAGUUGUUUACUAGAAGUCACUAAAUCAUUACACGAUAACAUUACAGAGCACAAGAUGCUCUAAAGCGUCACUGAGCAGGAAUUUUUUUAAUAAAUGUCGUGCAGGACCAGCAAAAUAUGUUCCAAGAUGGUCUGCACAGCAGUAAAGCGCAAACUGUUCGCCAGAGGUGUACGGAACAGCAUUUCUUUGUGAAAAAUAUAAAUCUCCACUUCUGAUUGUCAUUGAUACCAAGCGUCAAAUUCUUGGAAUCUGAAAUAAAUUUUCUUAGUAUAUUUGGUAGAUGUUUCGGAUGUUGCACCCAAGCCACGAUGGCGCGCUGCCACCUUUACCCUGUCUUUGCAUUUCUUUUUACCUUUUAAUAAGUUUUACUCUUCCACCACAUCGCGUGUGUAAAGGUUAUUUAUAUAUUGUGGUUUGGAUCGUCCACUCCAUGUUUAAUGUGCUACCGCUUCUCACAUUUCUCCAUUUUUUCAUUAUGAAUAAUGGGAGACUGUCUCUGUCAGUACUCGCCAAAAAUCACCUUUACACUCUAAUCCUAGAAUAAUCACCUUGACGUUCAGUCCUAAAAUCACCUCGACAGUCACUUCAUAAAUCAUCCCGACGCCAAAAAUCACCGUCGCCGUACCUCUGCUAGUGGUUGCGAUCAAACCUGUCUCUAAGAUAUUGUGAUCGAUGAAUUUAUUAUGUCAUUCUAAGAAAGAAUUAUUUUUAAUUUUAAAAUUGAGUUGUAAGUUGAACGCCCUUUUCAAUGAUCUGUUUUACUAGAAGUACAUGUAUCAAGUGAAAUAAAUGUUUGUUAGGCAUUUUGCUGCAAACUUUAAAUAAAAUAAGUUAGGUAUCAUGAAACGAUUUUAAUUGGAAAACGUCAAUGUGUUAUGACGUAAAACUAAAAUUGUAAAUCUUCCUUAUUUAAUAUUUUCUCGAUUUAUUUAUCUUGAAUGUUAAUUUUCCGUUGUUGAUUUUAUUUAAUGUUUACUUGAAAAUAUUAAUGUUCCAUUAUGUUUAGUGAUUCUGCUAAAAGCUGUAUAUUAUUUGUAUCUAUAUUUAUAAUGAUAUGCUGGCGUAAAUCCUGUAUUGCUUAACAUGUUAUGAACGUGUGAGGUGAAACAGUGAAAUUUGUGUCCUCGGCUUUAUUUCUACAAGCGGGCGAAAAAAUUGCUAUGUCUUGGAUGUAUUAUUGCACUUUCCUUGAAAGUAUUUGUAGAAUUUAAGAUGAAAACUAGAAAGUUCAAUCAAAUUACAAGAUUAAUUCUGUACUUACACGGCAGGUGUUUCUAAAUUGAAUUUGUCAAGCGCGCGAGUCUGGUCAGUAUAGGUCGGAAUGCCUCACCAUACCAUGAGACUUGAAAUUUAUUUGAGUUAGUAGAUUGUUAAUUAGAUAGUUAUCUGGGUUAACUUCAAUCCACUGUCUAUUGUGUUGCUAUCCGACGUGCCAAAUAAAAAUAUCUUGUAUGAG